GUCGCCUCAGCCCGCCCCCUGCUCUCACCCUGGCUGGCGCUCCGCUGCUGCGGUCUCUGCGGUAAGCGCGCGAGGUCUGGCCUGGAGAACCUGCCGGAGUUACCUCGGAAGCUCCACAGAUGUCCCGCAAAAGAGGUGCCGAGCCCGGACCGUUACCCGAGCGCGCCCCGGAGAGAAAGAAGGCCUGCUGGGGCAUUCUGACCAGCCAAGGGUCCUGGGCAGAUCGCUCCCCUCUCCAUGAAGCAGCUUCUCAGGGUCGACUGCUUGCCCUGCGCACUCUGCUGGCUCAGGGAUAUCACGCCAACAUUGUCACAAUCGAUCACGUGACUCCUCUCCAUGAAGCCUGCCUGUCAGGACACGUAGCCUGUGUCAGAGCAUUAAUAAAUGCUGGAGCUAAUGUGAACGCUGCUACCAUUGAUGGCGUCACUCCUCUGUACAACUGUUGUGCCUCUGGGAGUGUCGGUUGUAUAGAACUGCUGCUGCAGAAUGGAGCACACACCCACACAUUGCAAACACACUUCCCCUCGGCUCUGCACGAAGCCUGCAAGAGAGGUGAAUACACAGAACCUGAAGCAUGUAUAGACUGA
This is a messenger RNA of Micropterus dolomieu (smallmouth bass), 587 nucleotides long. RefSeq names its product ankyrin repeat and SOCS box protein 5-like. Gene Ontology annotation, biological process: protein ubiquitination; positive regulation of protein catabolic process. Gene Ontology annotation, molecular function: protein binding. Lineage: Eukaryota; Metazoa; Chordata; Actinopteri; Centrarchiformes; Centrarchidae. The transcript has 4 exons. The record is from RefSeq and is a predicted model, not a curated record. Bases 120 to 587 code for a protein of 155 amino acids.